Molecule: messenger RNA, 522 nt
Organism: Protopolystoma xenopodis
Lineage: Eukaryota; Metazoa; Platyhelminthes; Monogenea; Polystomatidea; Polystomatidae
Source: the annotation of a GenBank genome assembly
AUGUGAUUUCUCACAGACAUAGUCACACGCUGUCUAAGUGUGCUGAUCAUUGGGCUGAACACGAGUCGACCGGGUGUUCUGGAAGGUCCACUGGACUCGACUACUCGUAUGGGCGAUCUUGCCCCCUCCUCCGAGUCAAGCUCUAGUCACCGGUCUCCAAGUCCUCUCUCUACCUCUCCUCCUUCACACCAACUUCCUGAGGAAUUAUACAGGACUGGUUCUGCCCUCCUGCCAGUUAAACUGCGGCGUCUGACUCCUAUUGCUCUGAUCAGCCUCUUUGAUCCUACUGCCUCCUGGUUCAUAAAGUGGAUGAAGAGAUGUGUCCUUUUGGCGAGUUUACCGUGGCAUCAUCACAUCUGCUCUUUGCCUUGCUCCGCUUCAUUUCCAAUGGCUGAUCCUGCUCUAAUCUCCUGUCCGUUUCUGCCUCAUGGGCCCGCAGGUCCGUUUCUGGCUGACCGAUUUCACUCGGUUCAAGCUACAGCGUAUUUUUACUCCAAGUGCUAUUUCUCAUGUCUUCAGUAG